This is a messenger RNA of Physeter macrocephalus (sperm whale), 1129 nucleotides long. RefSeq names its product yippee like 1 (gene YPEL1). NCBI's taxonomy places the organism in Eukaryota, Metazoa, Chordata, Mammalia, Artiodactyla, Physeteridae. Bases 1 to 657 code for a protein of 218 amino acids. The record is from RefSeq and is a predicted model, not a curated record. The transcript has 5 exons.
AUGGCGGGAAGUCCUGGGUCCAUCAUCUUAAGGGAAGGCCGUCAGAUAAGGUGGUGUCUGUGCCAUCACUGCUUCUGUGGUCCCUCUGUGCGUCCAGAAGCUUCAGUGGAAGGGCAGCCCCUAAGCACCAGCUUCGGAGGCAGAGCUGCUCCGGGGCCUCCAGAUCGGCCGUGUAGCUCAGGUGCUGCUCUGGCCACACGGUGGGGGGAGUGGGUUGUUAGUGUCCAAAAGGAAUUUGAGGUGCUUCUUUCAAAGGACCCCAAAGCCAGUAGUAAGCUGUUCUUUAAAAUAAUCAAGCACAGAGGCCCUCUGGGUGGAGCCGCCCCGACAUGGCCUCGCGUUCCAGCUGGUGAUGAAUGGCGUCACUUCCAUCUGACCACGACAAAGCCUUUAACCCCUCUUUCUUCUUUGCAGUCCUUUCAGGGAAGUCAGGGACGAGCCUACCUCUUCAACUCUGUGGUGAACGUGGGCUGCGGCCCUGCGGAAGAGCGGGUCCUUCUCACCGGCCUGCAUGCCGUGGCGGACAUCUACUGUGAGAACUGCAAGACCACACUCGGGUGGAAAUACGAACACGCCUUUGAGAGCAGUCAGAAAUAUAAGGAAGGAAAAUUUAUCAUUGAGCUUGCUCACAUGAUCAAAGACAAUGGUUGGGAGUAAAGUGAAAACUUCCUGUUCUCUUUUGAAUACGAUUUUGUGAAAGAGACGGUAAAAGUAAUGGAAACAUAGGCAUAUCUGAUGGCAGUUUCUUGAACUCGAGCCUCACAGGCGGCCUCUCCAGGACAAUCCCCUGGGUAAGGCGUCCCUCCGAUCUGUGUCUUCUUCAAUAACACGGUUAUUUCUGAAAAGUUUCAAUGACCUUUUUCUAAUUUCUCAAGAUGUAGAGAAAAGACCCGACCAACUGGUGACUUAUCCAUCCAGUUAACACCUUCUUUAACCAAUGCCUUUAAGAUAGUUUGGCUGUGCUCUUUCGUGUUUGAUAGAAAACCAGACCGAAGCCCCAAAGCCCACAGGGAGGUCUCUUCGGAGAGCCAGCUUCCCCUCGUUUGGAGAGAAGCCACUCACCUGGGCUUCCUUUUGACACCAUCUCUGCCUGGACCUGCAGCCUGGAUCGUGGGGAGUGCCCUGCCUG